This is a messenger RNA of Medicago truncatula (barrel medic), 1308 nucleotides long. RefSeq lists its product as uncharacterized. The record is from RefSeq and is a predicted model, not a curated record. NCBI's taxonomy places the organism in Eukaryota, Viridiplantae, Streptophyta, Magnoliopsida, Fabales, Fabaceae. The transcript has 2 exons. The coding region runs from base 77 to 739 and encodes 220 amino acids.
UUGUCUCUACCCAAAAGUGGGUGGACCAAAGUAGAUAAAUAGCUGCAAAUUUCUUUGUUUGUUCAUACAGCAAAAAAUGCCCACCGAUGGUCGAGAUGAACAUCAUACUAACAGUAGAAGAACCAGAAGACGGUUAGAAACACACAACGAGUUUCAGCGCAGAGGAAAUACUCAAGCCCCAGAAACAAUUAUUGGUCCUGCACCUGGUCGGCGUAAUGUUUUACCACGCUCUGUUGUUGCCGAUUUCCCUCUUAAUGAUGCGCGACUCCUCAGGGAAUUUUCUGCUCGUCAUGCUGGCUUUCUUCUUUCAGAACAAACACAUCCCCCUGACAUAAGACGUGGAGCUUACGAGUAUUUCGCCAACUUCCUCAACCUCUUGCGAUCACACUCUACCUUAGACUUGAUGACUACAUUAAAAUCACAUGUUGCUGAAGGACUCGAUGUUAUUAAUAUGUAUGGCUUCAGAGGUGAAUGGCUUGAUGACUUAGUUCUUCGUCUGAAUCCCUCCUAUCUUGAUAUCGCUGAAGAAGAGUUGCGAAACCUGACUGACCAAGAAGCUACGUAUACUGAUUCGAAACUAGUUGGAGAGUUGGAGGAGGAAUAUGCAAUCUUAACAUACAAAUUACGUGAAUUAAGAAGAAAGAUUAGCGACGAGAAACUAGCUAUGGACUACGUUUCUAAUAGGAAGAAGCAAGUUAUGGAAGAAAUAGCAAGCUUUAAUGCCCCUUUUAAUAUUUAGUGUCGCAUUUUAUAUUCCCUCUCGUCCCUUAUAUACGAGACAAAUGAGUCAACAAAAAUUGAUAUAUUUAGUUUUUGAAUAUAUCAACUUUUGUUGUUCAUUUAUCUACUAUGAGAAAUUCUCACAUGAUCUUACCUAAGAGAUUAUUUUUACACCCAACCAAUUAAAAUCAAACAUCUCAUUAAAAUAAUAAAAAUAAUUCAUAUCAUAAUUUUUUCUCAUUAUUUUUAAUAUUUCUCUCUUUUUUCCACUUUCUUUAACCGACAAAAACCACCCACCACCAUUUAUGUUUCCAUUUCCUUAAUUAAAAUCACAUUUUUUUUAAAGUUAAUAACAUAUGUCAUAUUUUUAUUGAUCGGGUGUAAGAAUAAUGUGUUGGGUGAGAGUUCAUGCAAGAAUAUCUCUUAUAAAAAGGACCAAAGCGAAUACCUCACUUGGUUCUUUGAGUUUCCACAUUUUCCUUAAGUUCAUUAUUAUCAUGUUUAUUGGAUGCAUGGAUAUCUUCCUCGAUGUUUCUAAAGUGUUCAAUAAUAAUUCAUUCCAAUGUGUUACUACAUUUUUAAAUGUUA